AUGGGCAGUGGGAAGAAAAUGUUAUAUUGUAUAAACAAAACACCUGAAGAGAGUUUAAUUCAAGAUAUAUAUUCCUCCACAAUCAAUUCAUUUGAAUGGGGACACAUAGUUGAUGACUUAAACUGCAUCACAGAGCAUGAGAUCUUUAUUGCAAACUGCUUAAACCGUCAUGUGUUGCAAGUCAGCAUGUAUGCAUACAUGGAGCAUGUUGGUCCCUUUGACGACAAUGAACCCAUCAAUGAGAAAUAUAGGUUUAUGGCAUAUAGAAGAUUUGUGCAGUGGAUAUGGCAUCGCCUUGGACGUCACAACAGAAAGAUCUUGCCUGCAUGUGUUGUGAAAAAAAUUAGGGACAGUUUCCCAUCUGAAGAAUACUGUGGCUUCAAAUAUGCAGUUGUAUAAAUUAAGUUUGGACUAAUUACUUUUUGUAACUAUUUAUUCUGAAUGAAACACUUGUAUUAAUAAAAACAUUGACUUUUUGUUUUUGCACAGUAGAUCCUGUUUUAAAGAAUAAAUAAAAUAAUAAAGGUGUACCUUAUAACAAGUUUUUUGUUGUUCAAUGCUAAACAAAAAAUCAAGGUUGACAUUCCUUCACAAUAAUCAACAUGAAAAAAGCCUGCAAAACUCCUCAAUAUAAUUCACAUGUAAAAGUUUACAGUGAACAUCCACUGCAUAUCAUACAAAAUCAUUACACUUGUUCUGACAUUCUUCCUGUAGAACAAUCUAACUGCUGGUCAAAUGGAUUUUUUUUUGAUUUAUCAUAAGACUAGGAAGACAAAUUGAUGUUAA
This is a messenger RNA of Mytilus californianus (California mussel), 786 nucleotides long. Its product is annotated as P2X purinoceptor 7-like. The record is from RefSeq and is a predicted model, not a curated record. NCBI's taxonomy places the organism in Eukaryota, Metazoa, Mollusca, Bivalvia, Mytilida, Mytilidae. The transcript is spliced from 3 exons. Bases 1 to 399 code for a protein of 132 amino acids.